Molecule: messenger RNA, 6532 nt
Organism: Solea solea (common sole)
Lineage: Eukaryota; Metazoa; Chordata; Actinopteri; Pleuronectiformes; Soleidae
Gene: ece2b
Product: endothelin converting enzyme 2b
Exons: 19
Coding region: 216-2507 (763 amino acids)
Biological process (GO): protein processing
Cellular component (GO): plasma membrane
Molecular function (GO): metalloendopeptidase activity
Source: RefSeq, a predicted model, not a curated record
GUAGAGCGAGAGAGAGAGAGAGAGAGAGAGCGCGAUCUGCUGCAGAGACAAAAGACAAGAGGGGGGACGGACAGGGACAAAGACAGCCAGACGGAGAGUAGGACAGACACACAUAAAGACAGACAAAGCGGGGGACAGACGGACACAGAGCCCGGGAGGAUGGGCAGGCAGAGCGACCGUCGGUAGCGCUCUGUGUUCGGGCACGGAGCUCCAGGAUGAGCGUAGCGCUGCAGGACCUCCGGAACACCAUGUCCAGCUAUAAGCGAGCUACUUUGGAGGAGGAGGAAGUUUCCGAUGCUCCAGCUGAUGCAGCUUCGUCUCCUGACGGAGUGGAGGUGGGCUUCAGAAAAGGGGGCGUGGACAUCCUGGGCAGGAGGACACAGCUGGAGGUCAUCCUAUCUGUCCUGCUGCUCGCCACCCUGCUUGCUCUGACGGCGUGUCUGCUGGUGCUGGGACUGAGCUUUAGUUCAGACAGUGGGCGUGGCCUGUGCCUGUCAGAGGCGUGCAUCACAGUGGCCAGUCAGAUAGUGGAGGCAAUGGACCGCAGCGUCGACCCCUGUAACGACUUCUACCAGUUCGCCUGCGGUGGCUGGAUGAGGAAGAACCCGCUGCCAGACGGACGCUCACGCUGGUCCACGUUCAACAGCAUCUGGGAACAGAACCAAGCGCUCCUCAAACACCUGCUGGAGAAUGGCACGUUUAACGGCAGCAGCGAAGCGGAGAAGAAGACUCAGUCCUACUACUUGUCGUGUCUCAACACACCGAGGAUCGAAGAGCUGGGAGCUCAGCCUCUCACAGACCUCAUCGCCAAGAUUGGCGGCUGGAACAUGACGGGUCCCUGGGACAAAGACAACUUCAUGGAGGUUCUGAAGGUAGUUUCUGGUCCAUACAGAGCUCAGCCUUUCUUCAGCAUUGGAGUCAGUGCUGACCCGAAAAACUCUAACAGCAACAUCAUCCAAGUGGACCAAUCAGGGCUCUUCCUGCCAUCCAGGGACUAUUACCUCAAUAAGACAGCCAAUGAGAAGGUGCUGGUGGCGUACCUGGAAUACAUGGUGGAGCUGGGGAUGUUGCUGGGUGGAGAGAGGAGCACCACCCACCACCAGAUGCAGCAGAUUCUUGACUUUGAAACAGCGCUCGCUAACAUCACUGUCCCUCAAGACCAGCGGCGGGAUGAGGAGAAGAUCUACCACAAGGUUACCAUCUCUGAACUGCAGCUCCUGGCUCCAUCCGUGGACUGGUUGGACUUCCUGCUGUCCUCGCUGUCACCAUUGGAGCUGAAUGACACCGAACCCGUUGUCCUGUAUGCCAAAGAGUACCUGCAGCAGGUGUCCGACCUCAUCAACAAGACAGAACGCAGUCUGUUGAAUAACUACAUGAUAUGGACGCUGGUUCAGAAGAGUGUGACCAGUCUAGAUCAGCGCUUCGAGAACGCUCAGGACAAACUGCUGGAGAGUCUCUUUGGAACCAAGAAGUCCUGCACGCCGCGCUGGCAGACCUGUAUUGGGAACACUGACGACACACUGGGCUUCGCUCUUGGAGCGCUCUUUGUUAAGGCAACAUUCGACAAACACAGCAAAGACAUUGCUGAGGAGAUGAUCAACGAGAUCCGCUCAGCAUUUAAAGAAGCUCUUGACCGACUAAGUUGGAUGGACGACCAAACCAGACAGGCUGCAAAAGACAAGGCAGAUGCGAUCUAUGAUAUGAUCGGAUUCCCAGAAUUCAUCCUGGACCCCAAAGAGUUGGAUGAUGUUUAUGAUGGGUACGAAGUGUCAGACGACAGCUUCUUCCAGAACAUGAUGAGCUUCUACAACUUUUCAGCGCGAGUGAUGGCCGACCAGCUGAGAAAGACACCCAACAAAGACCAGUGGAGUAUGACACCUCCUACAGUUAACGCCUACUACAUGCCCACAAAAAAUGGCAUAGUCUUUCCUGCUGGAAUCCUUCAAGCUCCGUUCUAUUCCCACAACCAUCCCAAGUCACUGAACUUUGGUGGGAUCGGAGUGGUGAUGGGUCACGAGCUUACUCACGCCUUUGACGAUCAGGGUCGUGAGUAUGAUAAAGAAGGAAACUUGAGGCCAUGGUGGCAGAACACGUCUGUGGAGGCAUUUCGUCAGAGGACAGAGUGUAUGGUGGACCAGUACAGCCACUACACUGUCAAUGGAGAACAUAUUAAUGGAAAACAGACACUGGGAGAAAAUAUUGCUGACAACGGAGGCCUGAAGGCUGCGUACCAUGCCUAUCAGUCAUGGAUCCAGAAAAAUGGAGACGAAAAGAGACUUCCUGCUGUCAACCUGACCAAUGACCAGCUCUUCUUUGUGGGAUUUGCCCAGGUGUGGUGUUCAGUUCGGACACCCGAGAGCGCUCAUGAGAGCCUGGUGACCGAUCCUCACAGCCCUCCCAGAUACAGAGUCAUUGGCACACUUGCCAACUCCCCAGACUUCAGUCGACACUUCAACUGUCCCACGGGGACACCAAUGAACACUGGGAGACGCUGUGUGGUCUGGUAGACAGACUGAGGCUGUCUGGAAUCUGUUAUCGAUCAACAGCUUAUUUAUCAGGAGUUGUACAGGGGGAUACUCAGUGGACUUCACACAGUGACAUGAAGGACUGAUGACGACAAAGAAGCCACGUGAGGAGUUGCUGAUUUCUGCUUCAUCACUGUUAUUGUUUUCGUUAUUAUUAGUGGGCUGUGGUGUGUGUGUGUGUGUGUGUGUGUGUCUGUGUGUUGUCAAACAUGAAAGUCUCUCCGAUCUGAAAACAUCACUGUGAUGACAUCUUAUAAAGUUUAAUUAUUACAUCAUAGAUUGUGGUCCUGGAUAUGAUUAUGGUAUGGAUCUAGACUUUUCCAUCUGUUAUUCCAAGAAUUAUUCCAGUUCUCUGAAACAUGAGUGAGGCAGUGAGAUAUUAUGACGAAUGUUGAAAGAGAACUGUCAGAAAAUGGACCUAGAUUUGUCCUUUCAGAAAGCUCUGCAGGCUUACCUGAGGCGUGGGGCACUUUUUGAGGUGUAGCGACGAUUAGUUUUGUUUUUGUGUGUGAAGUUAAACACUGGAACUUUACAAAGUGGAUAAUUUCAGAGCAAUGGAAAACUUUAUGGCGACGACAUCACACCAGAGGCAAAGGGUAUUAUUUUCCUGUGAUGAGAUUUGAUACAAAGUCAGUACAAAGUUAACACAAAUGAUCCUGUGUCCGGACUUUUUAAUAAUUUGUGAAAAGUCACGUUAAAUGUUAGUGUACCAUGAGACACAUUUGAAGGUGUGAAGUCAAACCUCAGCCAAUAAGAAUCCAGCUGCACUGCGGCCAUGUGCCUUGUUCCAUGUUGUUGUUAAGUCACUUCUCUCCUUUUUAAACACCAUUUCCCAUAAUUGUCAGAUGCUCUGAGCUCAUGUUGCCUUCAAAUGUUCACAACAAUACAUCCGUCAUGUGGCGUUCGCAAAAGCUCAGACUUCAUGAGUUGUGGCCCGUUUGCUGAUGUUGUCAGAAAUGAGAGAUGUAUUUCCUCUAACUUUUAUACGAGUCUGCUAAAUUGUCAGUCAAAGUCUUUUCUUCUUUGCCCGGUCCCGACUUCAAAUGUUUCAUCUCACUGAAGCCAACAACAUGUCUUCAUGGAUGGGAUUAGCAAGAUCUGCGUCACCUGGCACAUUUAACAUGACUAACAUGACAUUUGGGUCAAGUCCUGUCUUUGCACUGACUUUGUGUGUAAUCACAUUGUGCAAAACAAUUUCAUUGUACAAUAAAUACGGGACGUUGUGACUGGUUUUUCCUUUAUGUUUGAAUGUAAAUUGGCGGUUGGUGAAGGAGGCACUGCAUCUCCACCAAAAUCACAUCAUCCUUUCUUCCUCAGGCCAUCGCAUGCAUCCCCAAAAAAUUCAUCAAAAUGUAUUUUAAACUUUGAGUCAUGCUGCUCACAGACAAACUGGAUCAAAUCCUAACCUCAAAAAACAAACAAAUAGCUUUACAAUACAAACAAUACUGAAUUUCAAUGUAAAGUUUCAUUUCAGUUGAUUUAUAAACUGAAGUUGUAAGAGAUUAAUACAUUUAUUUAAUUUUUUUUAAAAUUUGAUCAAAACUUAACUUUUUUAAACAUUAACCUCUAAGUGAAAAAAAAAAAAUCUGUGGACGUGUUUUAUUCUGAGAUCGUUAGUUUGUGUGCACAUCAAACCUACUGUAACUACUAACCACUAUACUAGUCUUAUCAUGUUAACCAGGAACAAGUGCAACAAAAAAACACAGGCCUUGUUAAAAAAAAAAUUAUGGUUGUAAAAAGUGAAUUUGGAUAAGUUGCCUUAAAAUUUUUAAGUAAAAGCCUUAAAAUGUGAGUUUCAAGUGCUGAUGUCACCUAUUGCCAUGAAAGUAUAAUCAGUUUUUUAUAGGGUAACCUCAGAGGCUGAUUUGACCUGACAGACAUGGUGCAGUCAGCUUAAAAUGAACAGCAUUUCAGAGUGAAUCAAGUUUUUGUUUUGUUUUCUAAAAUAUUAAAAUUAGAUUUUACUCUUAGGUUUGCAACUAAAACUAAAUAAAGUUUGUUUUAUGGUUCAUCUCUUUUAUCUUGUUUUUUAAGUAAGAAUGCGUAGAAAUGCGAUAAUUGAAUUAAAGAAAUGGUUUUUGCCAUUUGAUUCUUAGCCUCAGCCUUCGUUACCCAUGAUCCUUUACGCUGGACUCACAUGUUCACGUUCACUCUGAAUGGAGUAGCACCAAGCGCCGCCAAACUACAUUGUGGAUUUGUUGCUUCACUACACUCACAUUGUGUGCGGCAGAAGUUCCGAAAUGUUCAACUUUCUUCAUGUCAUCCUGAGCGUGAACCAGAAGUUGAGAAAUGUUGAACUUUCCUCGCAUCAGCACGGGUGCCUGCCAAUCAAAUCACCUGUAACACUAGCUCAGACACCUUACAGUACAAACAGAGCUCACAGACAGGGUUGUUCUCCUCGUUAUCAAUGCUUUUUGCUGGACAAAAUGUGCCAAACAAUGGUGAAUAUUGCAUCACCUUCACUUAGCAUUAGCAACUCUUGCUACGUAGUUAGCCAUGGCAGAUUCUGGUCUGCUAACCUCUGAUAGCUACCUCCAGGGACAUUCUAAGACGCUUAACAUAGCUUAAUGUCCGAGAACAGCGACCGAUCGUCACCAAAUUUCUCAUAGACACCUCUACUCAUGUCCACUUUACAGACAAAACAGAAACCCCAGUAUUAAAAAAGCUUAAUGUAGCUUAAUGUCCGAGUGUGUCUGUAAGAAACAAAGAUUCACAGAUGCUUAUCCUAGACAGCAUCCAUUAUAUUGUGGAUUCCGUUUUCAUUUUUGGAGAGGUGAAAGUGGACAUGAUUGGAGACGUCCAUGAGAAAUUUGGCGAUGAUUGAUCGCUGUUUGCGUGCGUUAAACUACGUUAAGCUUUUUCACGUUAAGCCCCUACCUCCAGCACCAAGAGUCACACCUGCUCACCGUCAAACGUUGACAUGACAUGUACAUGUGAGUCCAGUGUUACGGCCUGUACAUACUCAUUAUCUGUGUGUGUCCUUAUGACAGGGGUCAUGGGCAUGGUCAGGGUAAAAAUAAAAGCAAUUGUUCAGUAGGGGAUAUUAGCUUAAAUUUAUAUCACAAUAUUUCACAACAAUUCAAAAGUAGUUUUGCUCUGGAACGGAUUCAAAGGCUACAAAAUGAAUUAGGAAAUACAUUUUUAAAAAACCACAUGGAAUAACUCAUAACUUGUUAUUAAGUUGCGGGACGCAUGAAAUGGAUUGUGGGGCCGCAUCGCGAGUUUGAGACCCCUGCUCUUUAGGAGUUCUGCACUGGAGUUUCUUGUGAAGUAUAAAAUGUCCUGACUAGAACUAGCUUUGUUAAAUGUCUCUGUUCUUGCCGAGUAUGUACAGGCCUUAAGUGUUCAAUUCUGACAGUUGGUGGAGCUCUCAGCCUCAUCUGGACUUCAUCAUCUAAAACAAACAUUAAAGUGGGUAUUGUGACAACACUGCACACUGUGUGUGUGUGUGCAUGUGUGUGUUUGCGUAUGUGAUGUUUUUUUGUUCAGAAGAAGCUGCUUCCUGCCAAAGAUGUUUCUGUGUGUGUGUGUAUGUGUGUGUGUGUGUGUAUGUGUGUGUGUGUGUGUGUGUGUGGUCUGUCUGUCUUUGUGAGGACCCCAGUCUUCAAACCUUCAUAUUGAGGAUAUUUCAGGCGAUAUCGUCGGUCCUACUCAUGAGAUUAAACCUGGCUGUAAAGUAGAGGCCUGACAGUGUGUUAUGUUCCUAGAGGUCCUCACAAGUAUGGAAAGACAAACAUGUAAGUGUGUGUGCGCUUUGGGGGUCAAAGAUGUGUAAUACUGUGUUUGUCCUGUCCAGUAGACGACAGUAGAUCUAGACAGGGCUUGUUGGAAGUGCCAUCUCUCUGUCCUGAAGGGCCUAAGCUGCUCUGCUUGUCCAAUCAGAGAGCUGUGCCGUCGACAGCCGCCUUCAGAGGUUUAAUCAAAUUGUGUAAAGAAAGCAUGACUUGGAUGUUUUCUGCAGAUUUACAGAAAUACUUAAAACAUUAAAGAUUAUAUGAUUCACAACA